Microtus oregoni (creeping vole) is the source of this 2760-nucleotide messenger RNA. It is a transcript of the gene Ccdc112, whose product is annotated as coiled-coil domain containing 112. The record is from RefSeq and is a predicted model, not a curated record. The transcript is spliced from 10 exons. NCBI's taxonomy places the organism in Eukaryota, Metazoa, Chordata, Mammalia, Rodentia, Cricetidae. Bases 115 to 1692 code for a protein of 525 amino acids.
UCGGCUCCGCGCUCCGCCCUAGUGGUCCAGCGGUUCGGAGCCGUCCGCGGAGCGUGGGUGAGCGCCCACUGGAGCCGAACCCGCGCACAGGCGCGGGAGUCUCGGCGAGCAAACAUGGCGGCCCUGACGACCGUGGUGGUGGCGGCGGCGGCCACGGCGGUUGCCGGGGCGGUGGCGGGGGCGGGCGCGCCUGCGGGGACCGGCGUGGGAGCGGCGCCGACGCCGCAACAGAAUGAUGGCAGCUUUAGUACUUCCGGUGGAAUUCGUCCUUCUCAGCUUCCGAACUGGAAGCAGAAAGUUAGUCGGAUGAAGAAAGCAGAAUUCAUACGCACAGCAGAAAAAUUAAAGAAUCAAGUUAUUGUUAUAGAAAAAGAUAAACACAGUCAUUUCUACAACCAAAGAGGGGACUUCAGAACUGAGCAGAGCAUGCUGGAAGAAUUGGAGAACAAACUGAUAAACAGCAGGAAGAUAGAGAGAGCAAAGAUCCAGCAACAGUUGGCCAAAAUACAUAACAAUGUGAAGAAACUUCAGCACCAGCUGAAAGACGUGAAGCCCACGCCUGAUUUUGUUGAAAAGCUCAGAGAAAUGAUGGAAGAAAUUGAAAAUGCAAUCAACACUUUUAAAGAAGAACAGAGACUGAUAUAUGAAGAGCUUAUUCAAGAAGAGAAAACAACUAAUAAUGAGCUGAAUGCCAUCUCCAGGAGAAUUGACUCCUGGGCUUUGGGAAAUUCAGAAACAGAGAAAGCUUUCAGAGCGCUCUCGAGCAAAGUCCCCGUAGACAGAGUGGCACCAAGUACUCUGCCAGAAGAAGUUGUGGAGUUUGAAAAAUUCCUUCAGCAAACAGGAGGGCGACAGGGGGGCUGGGACGACUUUGACCACCAGAACUUUGUGAAAGUGAGGAGCAAACAUAAGGGGAAGCCGGCGUUCAUCAAGGAGGCUGUGGAGCACCUUCCGGGAAGAACGCUGCGUGAAGUGGAGCAGCACGAGAAGUGGUAUCAGAAGUUCCUGGCUCUAGAGGAGAGGAAAAAAGAGUCUAUUCAAAACUGGAAAACCAAAAAGCAGCAAAAGAAAGAGGAAAUACUCAAGCUAAAAGAAAAGGCAGACAGCACACCUAUGCCUUCUCAUAGCAAACCAGAAGAUAACCAAAAGCAGAAAGAGGAACAGAGAAAGAAGCAGAAACUGGCAAUUGAAGCUUGGAAAAAGCAGAAAAGUAUAGAGAUGUCAAUGAAGCAUGCUUCCCAGCUCAGAGAAGAAGAGGAGAAAGAGAGGAAGCAGCAGAAAGAGCGCCAGCGGCAGUUUAAGUUAAAACUGCUCCUAGAAAGUUACACCCAGCAAAAGAAAGAGCAGGAGGAGUUCCUGAGACUUGAGAAGGAGAUAAAGGAAAAGGCAGAAAAGGCAGAAAAAAGGAAAACUGCUGCUGAUGAGAUUUCCAGGUUCCAAGAAAGAGAUUUGCAUAAACUUGAAUUGAAAAUUCUAGAUAGACAAUCAAAAGAAGAGGAAAAGGUAGAAAAGCAAAGGCGACUGGCCAAAUUAAAAGAAAAGGUUGAAAAUAAUGUCAGUAGAGAUCCCUCUAGGCUUUAUAAACCUACCAAAGGCUGGGAAGAACGAACCAAAAAGAUAGGCCCAUCAGGCUCCGGGCCACUUCUCCAUAUCCCACACAGGGCCAUUCCAAGCUGGCGACAAGGAAUCUAGAGGGACUAUGGGAUAAUGCAAUUGCUGUUCACUUGAUGAGAAUGCUAGUAUUGCUGUUUCUGGAGAUGGUGAUUCACUUUGCUGUUUAAAUGUUAGUAGCGUAGUCAGGUUGGUUACUGUGCUGUGUAUGAACUUAGAGGUUUGAAGUGUCACGUAGCACUGGCAGUAUUUCGUUUCUACAGAGAGGGUAUGUUGGCCUAGUGUUAAUAUGAAUGUUAUUUAAAUAGGUUUAUGUUACAAACAUUAUUCUAUUUAAAUACGUUUUCUCAUGGCUUAGGAAAUAAUUUGGGAGACUCAGUCUUUUUUAAGCCAAAAUUUUGUAACUUUUAUAACUUGGAAGUAACUAAGCUUGAGUAACAAAAACAUAAAGUGUCUUUUUUUAAAGAGUUGUUCAAUAACUUAGUACUUUUUCUAAGUUUAACAAAAUGGUAAUUUGUCAGUUGUUUCGUUUUUGUGUAAUGAAUAUUUUGUAUUUGAUUAAAGCAUGCUUUGUUUUAUAUGGAGACUAUUUUAAAUAACCUCCCUUGCUACAUGGACCUUACUCAUAUAGUAUGGUGUCAUCCUCCAGGUUUCCUACAACUGUGUCAAAUUUCCUUUCAGGCUUUCUGGAUCCACAGAUUUAUAAAUUUUGUGUCUCUGUAUCCUACUGGCUGGUACAGUUUUCUUCUGCUUGCCCCACAGUAGGACCCCUCUUUCUUCUCAAAUAAGCUAGUUUAAACAGUACACUGAAAUUCUAGAAAAUUCUGUAACAUAAUUCACUUCAAUUUUCCAUAUUAAAACAUUUUAUGUUAUCCUAACUUUGUAGGAGGGCCUGGGGCUGCUUGUUUGUCCCUACCACCCAGAACCGAAAUAACCACACAGAAACUAUAUUGAGUAAAACACUGCUUGUCCCAUUAGCUCUAGCUUGUUACUGGCUAACUCUUAUAUUAAUUUAACCCAUUUCUAUUAGUUUGUAUAUCGCCAUGUGUCAGUGGUUUAUCAGCAAAGAUUCUAACGGUGUCUGUCUCAGGCAGAGGAUCCAUGGUGUCUCUCCGACUCUGUCCUUCUUUCUCCUAGCACUCAAUUCUG